AUGACUGCAGCCACAUCUAACUGGCAACAUGCUUAUGGUCUGGGCCCUCGAGGUCCAAACCCAAAGCUUGGAGCUGACCCAGCCAACCAUCAGGCCGCUCCACCUCCUUCAGGACCCCCUCGUCCUGAGGAGCAGCAUCACAAACCGUUCUUCUACGUCCAGCCGCCGCAGCCAUACCUGCCCAUGCAGAGCCUGCAGUGGCCUGUUGCUUUGCCCAUGCCUGUGUCCUACAACCCGUACUACGGCUACCCUGGCUUAGGUUACAGUCUACCAAUGAUGUCCCAUUACCAGACCAACCCUUAUUUGGAGCAACCUGCACCUGGUUUUGUCGUUCCUCAUACUCGCCUUCAUUUGAUGGAUUACAGACGUGUUCUAAACCCCCAGUAUUACCAGACCAUGGCCUACCAUGCCCGCAGGUUCCGCUACCAGCACAACUCUGCUGCCAAAGAGAUGACCAGUUCUGAAGUUCAAACUGAACCACUUGAAUCGGCUCACAGAACCAGCACCCAAAGCUCCCACAAGAACUCUCAUAACUCCAGUGGCCCCACUGGAACAGUUUUCUCGCCAGCCUUGGCUGUACAAAAGGAUCAUUCUUCUGAGGUCCAGGAGAAUGUACCUCCUUUGACCACCACCAGGACCCCAUCAAACAGCAGCUUUGUGAUUCAAACGGAGGAGACGUGUCCCACAGCUUUUCCCAAGACAUGGUCCAGUGUAGUUCCCUCCUUCAUAGCCUGCAAGAUGAGGGGCUCCAGCUUCCUGCAGACCAGUCUGAACAAGAACUCCAAGUUUUCCCUGACAUCCAGUUAG
Nematolebias whitei (Rio pearlfish) is the source of this 807-nucleotide messenger RNA. Its product is annotated as bucky ball. NCBI's taxonomy places the organism in Eukaryota, Metazoa, Chordata, Actinopteri, Cyprinodontiformes, Rivulidae. The record is from RefSeq and is a predicted model, not a curated record. Bases 1 to 807 code for a protein of 268 amino acids. The transcript has 3 exons.